UAGAGAAGGUCAUAUAUAAACACAUUUUCUUCGACGGUUUAGCUCUUCUCCGCCCAAAACAAGUCUCCAGAAGGAAGGGAGAAAGAAGCCAAAAUGGUCUCUCUGAAGAUCCAGAAGCGGCUCGCAGCCUCAGUGAUGAAGUGCGGAAAGGGCAAAGUAUGGCUCGAUCCUAACGAAAGCCAUGACAUCUCCAUGGCCAAUUCGCGUCAAAACAUCAGGAAGCUUGUGAAGGAUGGUUUCAUCAUCAGGAAGCCAACGAAGAUCCACUCACGCUCCAGAGCUCGCCGCAUGAAGAUUGCCAAGAUGAAGGGUCGUCACUCUGGUUACGGUAAGAGGAAGGGUACCAGGGAGGCAAGGCUGCCGACAAAGGUCCUGUGGAUGAGGAGGAUGAGAGUUCUGAGGCGUCUUCUCAAGAAGUACCGUGAGUCCAAGAAGAUUGACAAGCAUAUGUACCAUGACAUGUACAUGAAGGUCAAGGGAAACGUCUUCAAGAACAAGCGUGUUCUGAUGGAGAGUAUCCACAAAUCCAAGGCCGAGAAGGCUAGAGAGAAGACUCUGUCUGAUCAGUUUGAGGCUAAGAGGGCGAAGAACAAGGCUAGCAGAGAAAGGAAACAUGCUCGCAGAGAGGAACGACUUGCCAAGGGUCCUGGAGGAGAUAUACCUGCCGCUGCACCGACUGCGCGAACCGCAUAGGUCCUAGCGAAAAGGUCAAAGAAGUGAGGAGAACAAGCUUUUGGUCGAUAGUGAAUUUUUCUUCAGCAGUGAUUUUUGCAUUUUUUUCUGUGAUUCAUCUUUUUUGUCAAAACCUUUGCCAUUAGUUUUGUCAGUAAUUUUAUGUGUUUCAGGAUGUACUUGAAUCUCUUCUCUAAUCCUUGCUUUUUAAGUUUUUGCUUGGAAACUA
Messenger RNA from Brassica oleracea var. oleracea, 901 nucleotides. RefSeq names its product 60S ribosomal protein L19-1. The record is from RefSeq and is a predicted model, not a curated record. Gene Ontology annotation, biological process: translation. NCBI's taxonomy places the organism in Eukaryota, Viridiplantae, Streptophyta, Magnoliopsida, Brassicales, Brassicaceae. The transcript is spliced from 4 exons. The coding region runs from base 94 to 693 and encodes 199 amino acids. Gene Ontology annotation, molecular function: structural constituent of ribosome; RNA binding. Gene Ontology annotation, cellular component: ribosome; cytosolic large ribosomal subunit.